GGGGGCUCUUGUAUUGCCUGUAAUCAUUCCAUUUCGAGAAUGGUUUUAAAGAGUAAAUAUAGUUGUUUUAAGUGAUUCAUUUUGGAAAUGGGGGAGGAUUCUAAACCAUCCACGCCUGGACCGGUUCAUCAUGUCAUUGUUGUUGGUUUUCACCAUAAAAAAGGUUGCCAGGUUGAGUUUUCAUAUCCACCUUUAAUACCAAAUGGUUCAGUUGAUAGCACUGAAUGCCCUACUGGUUGGAAAUAUUUACCAACCCUUGCCUUACCAGAUGGAUCUCAUAACUAUGAUAAAGAUACGGUGUUCUUUCAUCUUCCUGGCUUGAAUCACCCUAAUGAAACUGUGUUCGGAAUUUCCUGUUUUCGUCAAAUACCUGUUGAAAAACUCAAAAACCGAACUUCUGACAUUACCCGAGGAACUGUACAAAAAGCAGUCUGUGUGCUUAGCAGUGUACCAUUGUAUGGCCAUAUUCAAGUAAAAAUGGAACUAAUCACGCAUGCUUAUUUUGAUGAAGGAGAUUUUACCAAAGUUUGCCUUCUUGAGGAUACAUACCAUCACUUAAAUAGUUGCUUGGAUCAAAUAGAAGAUUUGCAUCAAGCCCCUCAACUUUUUGUUGGUUUAUCAGCUAGGGAUUUAAUAUUGGCACUCAGACAUAAAGCAUUACUGUUGUAUAAACUGUUAUUACUUGAUAAAAAGAUUUUGUUCUUCCAAUCACCUGUCCAGCCCCUCUGUUCUACAAUUCUAUCGUUACUUUCUUUGCAUCCUGGUAUGAUUGAAAAAGGAUUGUAUGAAUCAGCAUGUAUCAGGGCAUCAAGACCAAUGUCACCUGUUCCCAACUUCUCCGACAGUUCAAAAUUGUCUUGUGAAGACAAAAAUGUUAAUAGAGAAGUAGCGACAGACAAUAUGGAUGAUAAAACAAUUAAUGGUAAUGGAGAGGGAGAUAUGCCACUAGAUGUGAAGGAAGAAUCUUCAACACCUGUACCCUCUGAACUCAAUGGAAACAGUGAAGAUGCUACCAAGAUAUGUAACGGAAUGUUAUCGAGGGAUGCUUCGAGUGUCGAUCUCGCUAGUGAAGUUAAUGUUCAGAACACUCUUGCUGCUAUAGCUCAAAUUGAUGCACAGAAUUGUGGAUUACCCUUACCUAUUUUUACAAAUGGUUACCUCUGUCUUCCAUAUUUAUCUCUGCCAUAUAUGGAUGUACUUACUGAUCCUAAUAUUCGAGGUUAUGUUGUUGGAGCUACUAAUGUUUUGUUUAAACAAAAGAAAAACCUCGCAGAUGUUAUUAUCGAGUUAGAAACUGGCAUAAUUGAGAGCAGUGAUUUGGAGUUAAGGCGAGCUGGUCACCUUUCUACUGAAGAUCUGAGGUUUGGGGAAUAUCUCGUGCGCCAUGUGUCUGAUAUGAGAGGAGAUUACCUUGAUGGCGUCGGUUGGGAAGGAGGUGACGAUUGGGUCCGUGCGCAGUUUCAUGCUUAUACCUUGUCAUUACUAAGGACAUCCUUGUUACCUGAAGGUAGCAAGGAGAUUGAGCAAUUCAAUAAAUGGUAUGUUGCUGCUUUGCAUGAAAGCUCUAGUUAUAAACAAUGGUUAGCCAAUCCUCAGGCACAAAAUAUUACCUCAGAAGUGAAUCCUGGCCACCCCUUUGCGGGACAACUGAGUGUUCAAGACAUGAAGCUGCGUCUAGCACAUACUAUGCAGACAACAGAAGGUGGAAGAAAACUUAAUCAGGCAAUGGUUUCAACCGGACGUGUAGUUGCAACAACUGGUAGAGCUGUUGGUGGGGCAAUUUCCCAAGCUAAAGGUGCUUUGUCCAAUUGGUGGAGCAAUUUGACUACUGUAUCUGUUGCAGUGGACUCGACUGUAGAAGAAGGCAUUGAUGUUAUCGAUGUCAGUAAUAUUGCUCCUUGAUCUAAUUGAGGUACAUAUAUUUCAAUUUUUUUUUUUUAUUCUGGAUGAAUUUUUUAUUUAUUUAAAUGAUGUUUAUUUUUUCAAAAGCGUAAUAUACUUUACUUUGUUCAAUGUAUAAUAAUUUGCAGUGCAAUGCUAAAGCCGAAUAAUUCUUAAAUACGGAAAUUCUGUUAAAAUUAAGAUUAGUGUAGCCUAGAUUUGAUGUGACUUCUUUGUUUAAUUUUUCUAUUGUCUGUUUAUCUUUUUAGUACGGUAUAUUUAAAAAAGUUAUCAAUUUCAUGAGAAAAAAAGUCAUAGUUGCUUAGGAAUAAGAACGAGAUUCAGGAAUUUGUUUUUCUUUUCUUUUUGUUUUGUAAUGGAUAAGGAAUGGCAGUAGAAAAUAAGAAUCUAGGUUUUUGAUCCUCAGCAAAUUUGUUUCAUGGAGUUAGAGGACAGGCUUAAUUAAAGUCUUCUUGGUCCUCUUAAUAAGAAGUAAAAAAACAUUUGCCUUU
Nezara viridula (southern green stink bug) is the source of this 2393-nucleotide messenger RNA. Lineage: Eukaryota; Metazoa; Arthropoda; Insecta; Hemiptera; Pentatomidae. The record is from the annotation of a GenBank genome assembly.